AUUCAUAGAUAUAUAAAUAUGUCUUGCACUGAAUUUGGUACUGAGUAAGUUACCGGACAUAGGUAAGAGAGCUUAGUUAUGAAAGUCGCUCCAUAAAGAGCAAUUUUUAAUAAUAUCUCAUAGUAUAACCUUCUUUCUUCGAUGACAGUAGUGAAAUAUAUUGAACGACGGCAAUUUUUUAUUACUUUCAGGCGAAAGAAAUAAAAAUAUUGACGCAAAUUUUGUAAAUCAAUUUAUUUUAUACUAAGUUUUUAUAUUCUUUUUUCCUUAAAAAUGACAGAUUUAAGAACAGUAGAAAAUAUGCUAUUCAAUUAUGGCACGUCAAAUCGAAUUGAUUUUCGAGAUGGUGAAAUAGAUAUAAAUCCAUACAGAACAGUUUAUGAGGAGAAACCUCGAUGUCUAAGAGUGAGACCUCCUCCUUUAAAAGACAUACAUACGCUUUCGUACUGGAAGAAUCCACAUAUCCCGACCGAACUGCUCGUGAAACCUAAAGAAAUAGUCCGGACCAACCCAAGACACAUUCAACAAACGCAAGAAAAUCUAGUGGAUCUAGCCCGAGAGAACGCGCAAAAGACUCGACCGAGACUUAUAAUGAGUCCCGCAAUAAGCUUGGACGACAUAGCUGAUCCAGAGAUUCGGAACCUCUUAAUCAGCUUCAUGUACGAGACUACAAUACGUAACGCUUACGGUGGCGUCACUUCAAAUAACGCGACUAGAGCGCCCUUCCCCGGACUACCAGCUCCAGCAAACCCGAUAACAUUGGAGAAGCUGCAAGUUCCUUACGUGUCGCCGGAAUGGCGCAUGGAAUCUGUUGGCUGGGACGGAAGACAGCUGAGGGCUCACUGUGACCACAACAAAGAAUUCUAUCUCAGGAGACCCUUGCGGUGCGCCGCGUGUAAAGUCACAGCAGCCGUGGAAGCUCAGAGGAAGCUGCUGAGGGGAAUGAAGAAAACUUGAAAUUUUAAUAUCACUUUAUUGAAACAACACCAGCCACAGCCGCUCCGAUAACUCUUGUAUUUCUUAUAUAAGAUAUAUCAACAUUACAAAGCUCAUUCAGACGGCCGAUAUAUACAGUGUGUUGGAAUUAUUUUAACAUCACAGGACGUAACGACUGACGACUACUGCAUUAUAAGUCCCCGAAUCAAUAUGCCACAUAA
This is a messenger RNA of Danaus plexippus (monarch butterfly), 1157 nucleotides long. RefSeq lists its product as uncharacterized. The transcript is spliced from 5 exons. NCBI's taxonomy places the organism in Eukaryota, Metazoa, Arthropoda, Insecta, Lepidoptera, Nymphalidae. Bases 274 to 957 code for a protein of 227 amino acids. The record is from RefSeq and is a predicted model, not a curated record.